AUGAAAAGUAUACAUUGUGCGCCAUUGGUUAGGCGAUUAGUGUUUUCCCGAUCUUUCCAUUACUCCAAAAUUCUUUUCCAAAAUGCCAGAGGGUUGACAUCAACUUCAGAGUCGGAAAUGUCACAUUUCAACGCCUUAGCAUCCAGUUGGUGGGAUGUCAAUGGACCACAGAGGAUUUUGCAUAAAAUGAAUCUAUUGAGAAUGGAUUUUAUUCACGACACAAUUCGACAAAACUUGAAGCUCAAUGAAAAUACAGAUGAUGAGGUUUAUAUACCACCUUUUAAUGUGGACUUGUUGCCUCAGGGAAUUAAGAAUAAAAUUGAUGAGGACCAAGAAAUGAGGAGAGACGAAAUCUUGAAUGGUUCCAGCUUGACUGUUUUGGACGUUGGAUGUGGAGGGGGGAUAUUAUCUGAAUCAAUGGCUCGUUUGAGUUUUGUUCUGAGUGUAAAGGGUAUUGACUUGUCUGCCGAUGUGUUAGAGGCAGCUAGAUUACAUAAACAAAAGGACCCCAUGUUAAAAGACAAAUUAUGGUACGCAUUGAACGCAAUUGAAGAUAUUCCUGAGACUGAAAAGUUUGAUAUUGUCACUAUGUUUGAAGUUUUGGAGCAUGUGGAUUACCCUUCAAGAGUUUUGCUUGAAGGGUUGAAAAGAUUAGAAAGUGGAGGAUGGUUGUUUCUCUCUACGAUCAAUAGAGAUUUCGUGAGCUGGUUCACAACUAUAUUCAUGGGUGAACAUGUUUUGAGAAUUGUUCCAGUUGGAACCCAUACUUUAGAAAAAUAUAUCAAUCAAUCCGAAAUCAAAGAUUGGUUGCAACAAGAUUUGAAUAGAAAAACAGAAUUUAGAGUAGCUGAUACAAAGGGGUGUGUAUAUUUACCUGCUUAUGGUUGGAAGUUUACAUCUUGUCCAGAUGUCGGUAACUAUUUUAUGGCUAUACAACGUGUAAAAUAA
Messenger RNA from Candida dubliniensis CD36, 948 nucleotides. RefSeq names its product hexaprenyldihydroxybenzoate methyltransferase (gene COQ3). NCBI's taxonomy places the organism in Eukaryota, Fungi, Ascomycota, Pichiomycetes, Serinales, Debaryomycetaceae. The transcript has a single exon. Gene Ontology annotation, biological process: ubiquinone biosynthetic process. Bases 1 to 948 code for a protein of 315 amino acids. Gene Ontology annotation, molecular function: 2-methoxy-6-polyprenyl-1,4-benzoquinol methyltransferase activity. The record is from RefSeq and is a predicted model, not a curated record.